Egretta garzetta (little egret) is the source of this 639-nucleotide messenger RNA. RefSeq names its product calmodulin-lysine N-methyltransferase (gene CAMKMT). The transcript has 9 exons. Gene Ontology annotation, cellular component: cytoplasm. The record is from RefSeq and is a predicted model, not a curated record. Gene Ontology annotation, molecular function: calmodulin-lysine N-methyltransferase activity. Bases 1 to 639 code for a protein of 212 amino acids. Lineage: Eukaryota; Metazoa; Chordata; Aves; Pelecaniformes; Ardeidae.
AUGGAUGCCUCCCACGUACUUGCCAAAGUUGACAACGACCAGUGUCUCUGGCCAUCUGAAGAAGUGCUGGCUUACUACUGCCUAAAGCACAAUGAAAUAUUCAGGGACCUUGCUGUGUGUGAGCUAGGGGGUGGCAUGACAUGCUUGGCUGGGCUCAUGGUUGCUAUUUCUGCAGAUGUCAAAGAAGUUCUGUUAACUGAUGGAAAUGAAAAGGCCAUCAAAAAUGUAAGUGAGAUUAUCGCAAGAAACCAAAAUGCAGGGGUAUUUAAGGCUCAGAAAGUGUCAAGCUGCAUUUUACGAUGGGAUAAUGAGACAGAUGUCUCUCAACUGGAAGGACAUUUUGACAUUGUUAUGUGUGCUGACUGCCUGUUUCUGGACCAGUACAGAGCUAGCCUUGUUGAUGCAAUAAAGAGAUUACUCCAACCCAGUGGAAAAGCAAUGGUAUUUGCUCCACUCCGAGGGAAUACUUUAAACCAGUUUUGCAAUCUAGCUGAAAAAGCUGGUUUCUCUAUCCAAAGACAUGAAAAUUAUGAUGAACACAUUUCGAACUUCCACUCCAAGUUGAAAAAUGAAGAAAAAGAUACAUAUGAGGAAAACCUCCAUUACCCUUUUCUUCUCAUUUUAACCAAACACAGAUAG